Entamoeba invadens IP1 is the source of this 2694-nucleotide messenger RNA. Its product is annotated as DNA double-strand break repair Rad50 ATPase, putative. The transcript has a single exon. The coding region runs from base 1 to 2694 and encodes 897 amino acids. The record is from RefSeq and is a predicted model, not a curated record. NCBI's taxonomy places the organism in Eukaryota, Evosea, Mastigamoebida, Endamoebidae.
AUGAGUGGCAUGUGCCCCGUUUUGCUUGAAGAAACGUGUCGUGUUAUAAUUAACGACAUAGUUGUAGUGCUAUCAAAGAUUUUUAGAAUGUCUCAAGAAGACAAUAUGCCUCAAGAUGUUAUUAAGCAGAUCGUUGGUGGAAUAAUAAAAAAGAUAGUAAGUUUCUCAAAUAAUGUUUCUGAUGUGUUAAGUGAGUACGCUGAAUAUCCUGAUGUCUGCGAAGAUAUCACUGUAUCUCAAAAAGAACUUAAAGACCUCAUUCAAAAUUUUAAUGAGUCUCUUGUAACAUUAUCCACUGAACAAAUAUCUGAAGGAAUUUCUCAUUUGAUAUUUUGGGCACGAGCAAGUGGAGUUAAAGUAGCAAACGCGUGUUGGGUGGUGGUGAAUGCGUUUUUUGAAAAGUUGAGUAGUGACAAGGGAUUGUAUGAGACAUCGACUCAAAUGGUCAUUGGUGCUGAGAAAAACAAUUUUUCCAAAUUCCAAAAGUUAGUUUCAGAGUAUGCAACAAAUGUUUUAAAAGUGACCAGCGACAUAAAAAAUUUGAUGAAAAACAAGAUUAUUAAAAUGUAUGAGACUGAGGUGACCAAGACUGUUUUUCUAAUAGAGAACAACGCUUAUGACAUUUUCAAUGCAAACCAAGCAGUUAAAAUCAGUGAUUUUAAUUUAGACGAAUUCAAAGCAAAAAGUGUUGAAAUCUCACAACAAGUUGCCAAAGUGGAUGAGUGGAUUGAUAUCGCAUUUUUGGAGAAUAAACAGAUGUAUAGUAUAUAUACCACAGAAUACUUCUCUGACGCGCAAUUUUCUAUUAAUUUUAAAAAUAAUUUUGCUACAGCAUUUAAGAGCGCAGUGACUGACGUGGAGGAGAUGAGGAAGGACGUCCAGACGCGAAAUAACAAAGACUUUCUCACCCGAGGAACAUCAGUCAUUCACUUAAUAAAAGCAGCGACUCAGAUGUUAAUGAAGGAGUAUUCCAGUAAUGAAGAAUACAACAAAAGAAUUUUUGCAGAGCGGACUUCCGAGUUAUUGGCGAACGCAAUUAACACAUCGAAGCCUACAUUUUCAAAUCCAAAUGAUGAAGAAGGAAAGACCGUCGCAUGUCUUGCACUGAACGAAUUGCAAUUACAAUUCAAAGUAAUUAUAAAGAAGUGCGAAUACACCACCUCUGACAAUGACCAAUUGAGUUCAAAGAAUACAGUCGCUGGCGAUAAGGUGAAGGAGAUCACUAAAAUCCGGUCGCACACUGAAGACCGACUGAAUGAAGAAAGGUACGUCUGUCUAUUAACAGACAUGGCAAGUGUAAUGGUACAACUAAAGAGUUUGUACAUCGACAACCAAAUGCUGGACGUAUCUAAAAUAGCAAAAGAGAUACUUAGAACGAUCAACGCAGUUUUAGAGAAUUUCGGUGAGAAUGAGAAUGAAAACAUUUAUAAGCAAUUUGUCAUGUUACAACAGAUGUACGUCGCUGCAAUUAAAGAAGCAAAUUUGUCGAUUAAAGAUCCAAAGAACGAAACACAGCAAAAAGUCACUGUCGCGAAGCUGGAAGAGACUUUGGAGUUCAUCAGAAACUUGCAGAGCUCCAUCGAAAAGUUUGUUAAAGAAACUAAAGAGGCAAAAAUACAGAAAGAACAACAAAAAGUGUUUUCACCACCAAAAAAGAGAAAGCAGAAGACCCACAUCAAAAGUGAAGACGGUGAUGAUGAAAACAGUGACGCGCCAAUUAAAAAUAACGAAGUUGAACCGCCAAAGACUCUAGAAAAGUCACAAGACCAAAAACAAGAAGAAAAACACCAAGAAAAUCAAAUUCAAAAAGAAGUUCAAAUAGAAAAGAGUUCUGCAAAUGACAAAAAGUCGAAUGAAAAAUUGAAGCUCCAAAAAGAAGAGGAGAAACCAACUGAGAGUAAACGAGUGACACCACCCUCUUUGUCUGUCCCACAAUUUCGUGAAAUCUCAUUCCAAUUCGACUUCUUUGGAGUCAAAAAGAUGGUGAAAGCAGUCCCAAAUACAAACGGGAGUAAGCCACAAACACGAAUUAAGCUUGUGGAGCUUCCUGUGAUGAAAAUACAGUGGGACGACAUUAUACCCUUUUCAGUCACAAUGAUACACAUUGAAGACAAAGAAAUGGUGAUAGGGACUGCAGAGGGGGUUGUCAUGUUCCUUGAUGUAACGAGUGGAAUGGUCGUCCGUCCAUUAUUAUUAGUCGAAGGAGCACUCUCGAGUAUUUUUUAUUCUUCUGACUAUCUUUAUAUCGUUCUAAGUACUUUUCUUCUUGAAAUUUAUAAGAAUGGCGAAUUACUGAAGAAGGUCGAUUUCUCAAAAAUAAUGAAACAACUCAAAGGGAGAGAAGUGAAGGGGGUUCGCUUAGUUAAAGAAGGAUUUUGUAUCAAUUUUGACUUUGAGGUCGACGUCUUAUAUUUCAAUGGGAAGUGGGUUGUGAGCAGGUCAGUGACUUGGGAAAUUAAUGAGUACGACGCAAAGGAGAAAACACUGACUGAAUGUGAAAUUUCAUUGGCUUCUAUUUCUCUCGACUUUGAGGAAACUCGAUUCCAGCCGUUAGCAAAAAAGUACCUCGAGUUGCUGAAGAUCUUCGACGACAAAAAUCGAGGCAAAAAGUUCAUGACACUGCUUGAGAGUUUACCAAGUAAAAAGGUCGUUGAAGACUCGAAGAAGGAAGUGAAGAAGUGGAUGAAAUUGUGA